AUGUCCGACAGCGACGAUGAACCCAUCACCCUCUCGGCACAUGCCCUCGCGGCGCUGAAGUCGUUCGAAGCAGAGAGAGACGAGCACCAGGCAAAGUUCCAGCGGCUGAAGGACGAGGCAGAGAGCAACAGCCUGCUGUCCAUCGAUACGUUUGCCGAGGACUGGAAUGAGUCUCAAUUUUGGUAUUCAGAGGAAACUGCCAAUAUCCUGGCUACAGAGCUGCUUAGAGAUGCGACAAGCAACAUGACAAUCGGUGUUGUCUCAGCGCCGAGUGUGUUUGUGGCACUCAGGAACCUCUUGCGAGACCGAAGCGAUAAUGAGAAGCCUAAGCUUGUCCUUUUGGAACACGACAACCGGUUUGGCGUGUUCCCCGAGUUUUACUUCUAUGAUUUCCAACAGCCAGUCAAACUGCCAGGUCACCUGAAAGGGUCCAUGGACAGGAUUAUCUGUGAUCCGCCAUUUCUGAGUGAAGACUGCCAGACCAAAGCCGCAUUGACUGUGCGCUGGCUCCUCAAACCAAGCAGUGCCGGACCAUCAUCCAACCUUAUUGUCUGCACUGGAGAGAGAAUGGAGGCUCUGAUUCUCAAGCUAUACCGGGCACUGGGAGUGCAGACAACUGCCUUUGAGCCCAAGCAUACAAGGGGCCUUAGCAACGAGUUCUACUGCUACGCCAAUUUUGAGUGCCCAAAUUGGAAAUGGCGGUAAAAAAAACAAUAGGACGAAGAAGAAGAUGCCGCCGGGGCAUCUCAAAAGUACGGCCAUAUUAACAUAAUGUAGUGAACGGGUAAUUGGAUGCAUAGACAACCAUGAUAGGACAAGGACUGCUUGAAAUGAGCCACAUAGCCCGAUUGAUGAGCUGUAGUAUGCUGGAUUGCAUGCUAGUUUAUCCCAUAGUCUAGGGAUGGUGGGUAUGGUGGGUAUGGU
Messenger RNA from Trichoderma virens Gv29-8, 924 nucleotides. RefSeq lists its product as uncharacterized. The transcript is spliced from 6 exons. Gene Ontology annotation, molecular function: protein-lysine N-methyltransferase activity. The record is from RefSeq and is a predicted model, not a curated record. Lineage: Eukaryota; Fungi; Ascomycota; Sordariomycetes; Hypocreales; Hypocreaceae. The coding region runs from base 1 to 705 and encodes 234 amino acids.